AUGUCUGUAUGUAUUGCCAAAGGUCAACUGUUGAUUGUUGACCUUCGGCCGGCCAGACUGGGCAUCAUGCGGCUGCCCGGCUCCCCCGCAUUCGCUGAGGACCAGGACCUGGCUCAGGAGCUGCUGGACUACCACACGGAGAAACACGGGGGUUUCCCGCGCCCCUGCCCGCGUUGCAAGUCCCACGACUUCAUGGUGCGGCGGGUGGCGGCUACCUCCACCUCCACCUCCGCACAUGCGGCCGACCCCACUGCUGCCACCACCAAGGCUGGGGAACCCGCCGGCAGUGGCGGUGGCAGUGGCAGUGUUGGUAGUGGGGGGUUCCUCGGCGGCAGUGCUGGUGCAGUGGAGUGGCGCAGUCGACCUCUCCGUUGCGACACGUGUGGCUGCUGGGUGCACUUGGGCUGUGUGGGGGUGGAGGUGGCGGAGCAGGUGCCACCCAGACCGUGGUUCCACUGCAGGGCCUGCAGGAGCACCUAUCUGCGACUGGAGGCUGCUGCGGAGCGGAACCCGCACCCCUCCUCCGCCUCCCCCACCCACGCGCUCUACGUGCUCACUCCGUCGGACCACCAGGCGGCAAUGGCAGUAGCACUCAACCGCGGACUAACCCCCGCAGUAGCAGCAGGAGGGGGUGCAGGAGGCCGCGGUCCCGUUGGUGCGGUGCUACCGCUGCUGGCCCAGGGCUUCAAUGAGGAUGCCAUCCGCGGCUUUGGUCAGCCUGCCCGCGAGUACGAUGGCGGCAAGUACAGCGCCGUACUGUUGAACCGCGGCCAGCCCGUCGCCGCCGCCACCUUCAAUGUGUUCGGUGCUGAUGCGCAGCUGUGUCUGCUCGCCACUGCCGUACAACACCGUCUCAAAGGCAACGGCUCUGCUCUGGUGGCAGAUCUGGAGGCCCUUCUGGCGGAUGUGGGAGUGUCGCGGCUGCUGGUCCAGUCCCGCGGUGUGGCGCUCCCGCUGUGGCUGGGCCGUCUGGGCUACCGCCUGGUGCCCCCGCAGGAGGCCCUGCAGCUGCACCGCACACUGCCCAUCGCCUACUACGACUGCGCGCUCAUGCAGAAACAGCUGCGGCCCCUCUGA
Messenger RNA from Volvox carteri f. nagariensis, 1077 nucleotides. RefSeq lists its product as uncharacterized. The record is from RefSeq and is a predicted model, not a curated record. NCBI's taxonomy places the organism in Eukaryota, Viridiplantae, Chlorophyta, Chlorophyceae, Chlamydomonadales, Volvocaceae. Gene Ontology annotation, molecular function: acyltransferase activity, transferring groups other than amino-acyl groups. The coding region runs from base 1 to 1077 and encodes 358 amino acids. The transcript has 6 exons.